CCCAAGAAGACAACGUGCGUUGCUGCCUGCAGAAGAGAGUCACAGAGACGAGCAGCAUCCGGCCAGAGACAGGAGAGAUGGCAGCGGUGGACUGCGGUGGCGGCCGGCGGAGGCGGUUCGCGGUGGCGUGCGGCGUGCUCAGCAGCUGCAUCAAGGCCCAGGCGGCCGCCGGGAAGAUGGCGAGUUGUUACUACCCCGCCUCGUCGUCGUCGGCGGCGGCGACCACGAUGCUACUUAUGCCGGGAGCGGACGUGGUGCCGGACGUGAGGGAGGAGGAGGAGGAGGAUCAGGACGCGCGACGGGCGCCGGUGGGGCAGCUGGCGAUCGUGUACGGCGGGCGGGUGCUGGUGUUCGACGGCUGCCGGGCGCAGAGCGCGGCCGAGCUGGUGCGCGCCGCCGCCGCACGGGGCGCGUGGCAGGAGGCCGACGCGCGGCGCGGCGGCGGGCGCGCCGAACUUCCGGUGGCGAGGAAGGCGUCGCUGCAGCGGUUCAUCGACAAGAGGCGUGGCAGGCUCGCGGCGGCGGCGGCGCCGUACUCCCCACGGCCGUCGCGGUCGGCAUUGGCGGCCAGAGCCUGGCUCGCGAUGGGAACACCGGGAUCAGGCUGCGCGGCGCGGUGAGACGUCUCGUCUGAUGGUCGACGACGAUGACGCCGCGAUCGACUGACUUCCAAAUUCAUUCCUUUUUUUUCGAGUGAUCAACGCAUUUGAUUUGUUUAGCUUUUGAUUCGAUUCGAGGCCAUCUUACUGGCAUACGUUUUUUUUGUAGAAGUAUAGCUGAAUUACUUACAUACGCAUUCAUCUUAUAAAAAUAAUUUAGUAUGAUAAUGUGAUGGAAAUAAUACGCUGUUAAAGGUUAAUUAUUUCAUCAAUUUCAAAUCCUAAUGCUAGACACACAGUAUGUGUGUGCUGGAUGGUUGUAUAUAUACAUGAAUAUGCAACAGGCUGCUUGGAUACAUGCAGAAACAAGCAACGGCUUGU
Oryza brachyantha (malo sina) is the source of this 980-nucleotide messenger RNA. Its product is annotated as protein TIFY 11e-like. Gene Ontology annotation, cellular component: nucleus. Gene Ontology annotation, biological process: regulation of defense response; regulation of jasmonic acid mediated signaling pathway; response to wounding. The transcript has a single exon. NCBI's taxonomy places the organism in Eukaryota, Viridiplantae, Streptophyta, Magnoliopsida, Poales, Poaceae. The coding region runs from base 78 to 620 and encodes 180 amino acids. The record is from RefSeq and is a predicted model, not a curated record.